GUGGGCGGCACCUCCACGUCGGCGUUAAAAAGCCGCGCGCAGGCCGCACUUUCCCCUCACUUGUCACCUGGACUCCGCUGAUGUUCUAACUAAGUUCGGGGGGGCAAUUUUUGUUGUUUUGGGGGGGUGGGGGCAAGUUUGCGGACCAUGCGGGAAGACGACGACUCCUCCCCGAUGGACAGCGCGGGGAACAGCGAGGAGGAGGCCGAGCGGCAGCCGCCGAGGAGAGGCGCCAGGAAGCGGCGCGCGGCCGUGACGCGCAGGAGCGCGGACGACCCGGACGUGGCGGGGAAAAGGACGACGACGACGACGACGUGCGUGGGCGGGAGCGCGGGCAGCAGCCCGGCGCGCUCCGGGGACGACGCGCAGACGCAGCGCGUCAUGGCCAACGUGCGCGAGCGCCAGCGCACGCAGUCGCUGAACGAGGCCUUCACGUCGCUGCGCGAGAUCAUCCCCACGCUGCCCUCCGACAAGCUCAGCAAGAUCCAGACGCUCAAGCUGGCCGCGCGCUACAUCGACUUCCUGUGCGAGGUGCUGCGGAGCGACGAGGCGGCGGCGGCGGCGGCGGCGGACGCGCGCGGCUCCGGCUGCGGCUACGUGGCGCACGAGCGCCUCAGCUACGCCUUCUCGGUGUGGAGGAUGGGAGGAUCCUGGUCCGUGUCCACCGCCUCCCACUAGUGGGGAUGAUCCGGAUGGGGCGACAGAGAGUCGGACAGCAAGUGCAGCUGCCGGGAGGACAUGUGCCGUAUUUCCCCUCACGCUUGCAAGGGAGCACUUACAGGACCAGACGGAUAUGAAGAAAGACCGCUAUGAAUGUUCGGAGGAGGGAGAAAAAACACCCCAAAAAAUGCCUCUCACAUUCCUGGAGACAAUGUUUCACAGCAAAUGGACUAUUUAUUUUUCUACUGGUGCCAAACCCAAAAGAGCUAUUUAUUUUGGGGUAUCACGAGAACGCUGAGCCUUGUAAAUAUUUGCUACAAUAAACAAAUGAAAGUA
Entelurus aequoreus (snake pipefish) is the source of this 996-nucleotide messenger RNA. Its product is annotated as twist-related protein-like. NCBI's taxonomy places the organism in Eukaryota, Metazoa, Chordata, Actinopteri, Syngnathiformes, Syngnathidae. Gene Ontology annotation, biological process: developmental process; regulation of transcription by RNA polymerase II. Gene Ontology annotation, molecular function: RNA polymerase II transcription regulatory region sequence-specific DNA binding; protein dimerization activity; DNA-binding transcription factor activity, RNA polymerase II-specific. The transcript is spliced from 2 exons. Bases 148 to 678 code for a protein of 176 amino acids. The record is from RefSeq and is a predicted model, not a curated record.